UAUCACAUUAUUUACUCCCUCUCAGUCUCUCUCUCUCUCUCUCCUCUCACGUUUGCUCUCUGAAACAACUCCUCUUGCAGACAAAUACUAAUCCUCCAUCUCUCUCUCUCUCUGGUGAUCUAAUCUUUUCCUCUUAGCGGGAUUUUGGGUGAGGAAAAAGAUGCAUGGAUUUCCAGAGGGAGUAGGAAAAGCGGCGGAAUUGGGGCAGCUGCAGUCCACCAUGCACACCAUCGAGCUCGCCUGCACUUCCAUUCAGAUGCAUAUGAAUUCGGCUGCAGCUGAGGCAACUAUUUUGUCGCUGUCCCAGACCCCCCAACCAUACCAGGCAUGUAAAUUCAUUCUUGAGAACUCUCAAGUGGCAAAUGCAAGGUUUGAGGCUGCAGCUGCAAUUCGAAAUGCAGCAAUUAGAGAAUGGAGUUCUCUUAGCUCUGAUGACAAGAAAAGCAUGAUCAGUUUUUGUCUUUGUUUUGUUAUGCAACAUGCUAAUUCACCUGAGGGCUAUGUCCAAGCAAAGGUAUCUUCUGUGGCUGCUCAAUUGUUGAAAAGGGGCUGGCUUGAAUUUUCAGCUAGUGAUAAGGAGGCAUUUUUCUAUCAGGUAAACCAGGCUGCUUAUGGCAUUCAUGGUGUAGAUGUGCAGUUUGCUGGAAUUAAUUUCAUUGAAUCUCUGGUUUCUGAAUUUUCCCCGUCUACUUCAAGUCCGAUGGGUCUUCCUAGAGAGUUUCAUGAGCAUUGCCGGAAGUCAUUAGAGCAAGACCAUUUGAAGACAUUCUAUUGCUGGGCAAGAGAUGCUGCUUUAAGUGUGACAAAUAGAAUAGUUGAGUCUGACUCUGCGGUACCUGAGGUUAAAGUCUGUACUGCUGCGCUGCGUCUCAUGCUUCAAAUUCUGAAUUGGGAAUUCAGUACAAGUACAUUUGCCGCUGGAGUCAAGCAAGGCAGUGAUUCACCUAAGAGGUCCGAGUGUAACUUGGUGCAGCCUGGUCCAGCUUGGCGUGAUGUUUUGGUUUCUAGUGGCCAUAUAGGGUGGCUCUUGAGCUUAUAUGGCGCUCUAAGGCAGAAGUUUCUGUGUGAAGGUUAUUGGCUUGAUUGCCCCAUAGCUGUUACUGCCCGAAAGUUAAUUGUACAGUUUUGCUCCCUGACAGGAACCAUAUUUCCAUCUGACAAUGUACAAAUGCAAGAACACCACCUUCUCAAACUGCUUUGUGGAAUAAUACCAUGGCUUGAUCCUCCUGAUGCUGUUUCUAAAGCGAUUGAAUGUGGGAAGAGCGAAAGCGAGAUGCUUGACGGUUGUCGUGCUUUGUUGUCCAUUGCAACUGUUACAACUCCCUCUGUGUUUGACCAACUGUUAAAAUCAACAAGGCCCUAUGGCACUCUUACCUUCUUGUGCGUACUGAUGUCUGAUGUUAUUAAGAACCUCAUGACUAAUAACUCUGAGGAAGAGACAUGGAGCUGGGAGGCACGUGACAUUUUGCUAGAUACCUGGACUGCCCUUCUUGUGCCAGUUAAUAGAAGUGGUGGGCAUGCAUUGCUUCCAGCCGAAGGGAAAAAUGACACUGCUAAUUUAUUUGCCUUGAUUGUACAGGCUGAACUAAAAGCUGCUUCUGCAUCAGCAUUUAAAGAUGAUGACUCCGACUACCUUCAGGCUUCCAUUGUAGCCCUGGAUGAGAGGUUAAGCUCAUAUGCUCUUAUUGCUAGAGCAGCAAUUGAUGUCACCAUUCCUUUUCUCACAAGCCUUUUUACUGAGCUCUUUGAACGGCUUAAUCAGGGCAGGGGCAUUAUUGAUCCAACUGAAACUUUGGAGGAGCUUUACUCGUUGUUACUCAUCACUGGGCACGUGAUCGCUGAUGAAGGGGAGGGAGAAACACCACUGAUUCCAAAUGCUAUACAAAUUCAUUUUCCAGACAAUCUGGAAGCAAACAAUCAUCCUGUGGUCAUCCUCUGUAGCUCAAUUAUAAGGUUUGCUGAGCAAAGUUUACAACCAGAAAUGAGAGCAUCAGUUUUCAGUCCUCGACUAAUGGAGGCUGUUAUAUGGUUCCUUGCAAGAUGGUCUUGUACGUACCUAAUGUCUCCCGAAGGAAAUAGAGAAAGCAACUCUAAAAACGUCUUGCUUGGGUUUUUUGGACAACAUAAUCAGGGAAAAUUUGUGCUUGACAUUAUUGUUCGCAUAUCCUUGACGACCUUGGCGUCAUAUCCUGGGGAAAAGGAUCUGCAGGCAAUCACUUGUUUCCAGCUACUUCAUUCCCUUGUGCAGCAAAAACAUAUUUGUGUUCACCUUGUUGCAUUGGACUCAUGGCGUGACCUAGCAAAAGCUUUUGCUAAUGAAAAGACUUUGUUCUUGUUAAAUACAGCUCACCAGCGUUCACUUGCUCAGACACUUGUUCGUUCAGCUUCUGGCAUGAGCAACUCAGAGGCAUCCAACCUGUAUGUGAGGGAUCUCAUGAGUCAUAUGGCAACGUAUCUUGUAGAAAUGACAAGCAAAUCUGACUUUAAAAACAUUGCUCAACAACCAGAUAUUAUCCUGACGGUCAGUUGCUUUCUGGAGAGGCUACGGGGGGCCGCGAGUGCCUCAGAACCUCGUACACAAAAAGCGAUUUAUGAGCUCGGAUUCUCUGUUAUGAAUCCUGUUCUAGUUCUUCUGGAGGUCUACAAACACGAGUCUGCAGUUGUGUAUCUGAUACUUAAGUUUGUAGUCGCCUGGGUGGAUGGACAAAUAAGCUAUCUAGAGCCUCAGGAGACCGCUACUGUUGUUAACUUCUGCAUGAGUUUGCUUCAGCUUUACUCAUCAAACAAUAUUGGCAAGAUAUCAAUAAGUCUGUCAAGCAGCUUACUUACUGAAGCAAAGACUGAGAAGUACAAGGAUCUACGUGCUCUUCUCCAGCUCCUUUCAAGCCUUUGUUCCAAAGAUCUGGUUGAUUUUUCAUCAGAUUCUACAGAGACACAGGGCACAAACAUAUCUCAGGUCGUUUACUUUGGUCUUCAUAUAGUUACUCCUCUACUAUCUUUGGACCUGCUUAAAUACCCCAAGUUCUGCUAUGAUUACUUCUCGUUGCUGUCACAUUUAUUGGAGGUCUAUCCUGAAACCGUUGCACAAUUGAACAGCGACGCGUUUUCUCAUGUACUAGGAACUCUUGAGUUUGGCCUUCAUCAUCAGGACAUGGAAAUAGUUGAUAUGUGUUUGAGAGCGUUGAGAGCUCUUGCUUCGUACCACUAUAAGGAAACAAGUGCUGGCAAAGUAGGCUUGGGCUCACAUGCUGCAGGUCUAAAGGAUUCUGGUGGAAAUUUUCAAGAAGGCAUUUUGAGCCGGUUCCUUCGCUCGGUGCUGCAGUUGCUCCUUUUUGAGGAUUAUAGUCCUGACCUGGUCAGCGGUGCAGCAGAUGCUCUUCUUCCGCUAAUACUUUGCGAACAAAGCCUAUACCAGAGAUUAGGCAGUGAAUUGAUUGAGAGGCAGGCGAAUGCAAGCUUGAAAUCGCGGUUGACAAAUGCAUUGCAGCGUCUUACAAGCGCUAAUCAGCUUUCAUCUACCCUUGAUCGUAAGAACCAUCAAGUAUUCAGGAAAAAUCUCAACAGUUUCCUGAUUGAAGUCCGAGGGUUCUUGCGGACAGUGUGAUGUGUAUCGCAUGUUCUCCGUCGUGUAAAUAUGAGAGCGGGGAAAAGCCGGAAAGGGUGGUGGUGGUAUUCAUUUUUUCGAACAAUUGCACACGAAAAAACAACACAAUUUUGGUUGGAAAAGGAAGAAGAUACAUGAGUGUAUUGUGAGCAUUUUGAUUAUCUUGCGGACUUAAGGGUUUAUUUUCUCCAAAUUAA
Molecule: messenger RNA, 3801 nt
Organism: Pyrus x bretschneideri (Chinese white pear)
Lineage: Eukaryota; Viridiplantae; Streptophyta; Magnoliopsida; Rosales; Rosaceae
Product: exportin-4
Exons: 33
Coding region: 161-3604 (1147 amino acids)
Biological process (GO): protein export from nucleus
Cellular component (GO): nuclear pore; cytoplasm
Molecular function (GO): small GTPase binding; nuclear export signal receptor activity
Source: RefSeq, a predicted model, not a curated record